Molecule: messenger RNA, 653 nt
Organism: Drosophila yakuba
Lineage: Eukaryota; Metazoa; Arthropoda; Insecta; Diptera; Drosophilidae
Gene: Cyt-c-d
Product: cytochrome c-1
Exons: 2
Coding region: 145-462 (105 amino acids)
Biological process (GO): mitochondrial electron transport, ubiquinol to cytochrome c; mitochondrial electron transport, cytochrome c to oxygen
Cellular component (GO): mitochondrial intermembrane space
Molecular function (GO): electron transfer activity; heme binding
Source: RefSeq, a predicted model, not a curated record
GCGACGAACUCAGCUGAUUGAAUGAAAACCCCAAGCUGAGCAGCAGCCACAAUUGCCCCAACCAACGCUCAUUGAGAGAGGGCGCCAGCGAGAGAGAGAGAGCGAGCAACAAGCAACUGCAGAGCGAGAAGAGCUGCUUCCAAGAUGGGUGCUGGUGAUGCGGAGAACGGCAAGAAGAUCUUUGUGCAGAAGUGCGCCCAGUGCCACACCUACGAGGUGGGCGGCAAGCACAAGGUGGGCCCAAAUCUGGGCGGGAUUGUGGGUCGCAAGUGCGGCACAGCAGCGGGAUACAAGUAUACCGAUGCCAACAUAAAGAAGGGCGUUACCUGGACAGAGGGAAAUUUAGACGAGUACCUCAAGGACCCGAAAAAGUACAUUCCUGGAACGAAGAUGGUGUUCGCAGGUCUCAAAAAGGCUGAGGAGCGGGCCGAUUUGAUUGCCUUUCUCAAGACAAACAAGUAAGAAUUGCCUGCAAAACAACAAGAUCGGCAACCAAACUAUCCGGAACACUGCUCUAAAGAAAUACGCCGAACAUUUUCAAAAGAUGCCGCAUGCCCUUGGUUUUUUAAACUUCGAUUGGCAAUGACCAAGCUCAAAUACAUUUCAAAAACGUUUACUUCUACUUUAGCCAAUUAAAGUUGAUAAACCAAAAA